AUGAAAAACUUUUCGGUGGAAGUGGGACCCAAUUCCCAACCCAACGGUGGACGUAUUCGACGUGCUAUCUACUCACCUGAAGAGCUGGUACGCAUUCCUCAUACGGAUGUGCACACGCUCUAUGACGUGUUGCAGUACAGUGUGAAGCGUUUCGGUGAAAAGCGUGCAUUUGGCUUUCGCAAGGUGGAACAAAUCAUUGAAGAGGAAAAGGAAGUGGUCAAGUACGUGAAUGGUGUGGAGCAAAAGAGCACCAAGACAUGGAAAUAUUUCCAGUUGUCUGGCUAUCAUUAUCUCAGCUACAAGUCGGCGUCACAACUUGCACAUGAGCUUGGAUCUGGUUUUGUUCAUUUGGGUUUGAGUGAUCGUGCCAAGGUGGAGCUCUUUGCCCCAACAAAUGCACAUUGGUUGAUGACGGCUCAUGCAUUAUUCACGCAAGGGAAUACGAUUGUUACUGCGUAUGAUACACUUGGUGAAGAAGGCUUGUUGCAUUCCAUGAACGAAACGGGUGUCGAAGCAAUUUACACCACUGGCGAAUUAUUGCCAACCGUUGCCAAGGUGAUUGACAAGUGCCCCACUUUGAAAUUUGUUGUCUUUCAAGGUGAAGCUUCUGCUGAUGCUAUUGAAAGCAUUCAAAAGAACAGCUCAUCGGUUCAGCGUAUCAUUUCAUUCGAUGAUCUUGCACGACUUGGCAAGGAACACAUGCGAGAUGCACGUCCUCCAGAACCUGAAGAUUUAUGCUGCAUCAUGUACACAUCGGGUAGUACGGGUAAUCCCAAAGGUGUCAUGUUGACUCACAAGAAUAUCGUGGCUGCCAUUGCUGCAUGUAACAAGAUCCUGGGUCAUUUGGUCAAUGAACGUGAUAGUAUGAUGGCCUAUCUCCCUCUUGCCCAUAUCCUCGAAUUUGUUGUAGAGAACCUAUGUAUAUUUUGGGGUGUUACCCUUGGUUACGCCUCUGUGCGUACAUUGACCGAUACCUCUGUGCGCAAUUGCAAGGGCGAUAUUCGUGAAUUCCGACCUACCAUCAUGACAGGUGUACCACAAGUGUGGGAAUCUAUUCGUAAAGGCGUACUUGCCAAAGUAAACGCCUUAUCACCCAAGGCUCAAGCCAUGUUUCACAAGGCAUUUGCUACCAAGCUCUGGCUCAUGGAACGUCAACUUCCCACAGGCUUUUUGGAUAAAACCAUCUUUGGCAAGAUCCGUGAUCAAGUGGGUGGUCGUUUAAGAUUUGCACUUUCGGGUGGUGCACCCGUAUCCAUCGAAACGCAACGUUUUCUUUCUGUGACGGUAUGUCCCAUUCUUGGUGGCUAUGGCAUGACUGAAAGUUGCGGCAUGUGCGGAAUUAUGGUGCCAGAGCAAUUUGGCUAUGGUCAUGUGGGUAGUCCUGUCCCAUGUUGUGAAAUUAAGCUUGUGGACGUACCAGAUGCAGGCUAUCGAUCGACAAACAGCCCCAAGCCGCAAGGUGAAGUAUGGGUUCGUGGACCUUCAAUCACUCAAGGCUAUUGGAAACGGGAGGAUCUUACACGUGAAACCAUCACCGAGGAUGGAUGGCUGCAAACGGGUGAUAUUGCCGAGUGGAACGAGAAUGGUACCUUGGCCAUUAUUGAUCGUAAAAAGAACCUUGUCAAGCUCAGCAAUGGUGAAUACAUUGCUUUGGAGAAACUCGAAUCCGUGUACAAGAGCUGCUUGUACGUCAACAAUAUCUGUGUGUAUGCCGAUCCAUUGCGUCCACGUGCUGUAGCCUUGGUGGUACCUGUCGAAAACACCGUGCGUGAUCUUGCCAAAGAACAUGGGCUUGAUAAAGCUGAAUGGGAAGACAUUUGCAGCAGCAAAGAUGUCCGACAAACUGUUCUCAAGGCCAUGACAAAGCAGGGUAAAGAAGCCAAUCUCAAAGCAGCCGAAUUGUUAUUCGAUGUGUAUCUUUGUCCUGAAGAAUGGACCAUUGAGUCGGGGCUUCUCACCGCCGCACAGAAAAUCAAGCGCCAAGAUAUCAAUCGUCGUUAUAAGGAUCAACUUGACACAAUGAACAAUGCACAAGCAUCUUGA
Messenger RNA from Lichtheimia ornata, 2043 nucleotides. RefSeq lists its product as uncharacterized. The record is from RefSeq and is a predicted model, not a curated record. Gene Ontology annotation, biological process: long-chain fatty acid metabolic process; long-chain fatty-acyl-CoA metabolic process. Lineage: Eukaryota; Fungi; Mucoromycota; Mucoromycetes; Mucorales; Lichtheimiaceae. The transcript has 7 exons. Gene Ontology annotation, molecular function: long-chain fatty acid-CoA ligase activity. Gene Ontology annotation, cellular component: plasma membrane; lipid droplet; endoplasmic reticulum. Bases 1 to 2043 code for a protein of 680 amino acids.